AUGAGAAGAGGGAGGAAGGGAAGUAGGAGGCGACUGAACAGGCCAUACAGACAGAAAGGCGCAUCGAGGAAGACAACUAUGUCAAGGUUCCUUACAGUUAACUGACAGUGUUAAAUAGGGAGAGUGGUAUGACAGGGAUUUGAGCAACAGAGGUAUGGUAUACUGUAGAUCAGAUGGAUCCAAAAUGACGCAUCUCAGUGUAGCUGACGACUGAGCUGGUCUGGGGAUUGGAUUGGGAACAACUCGGCCUGAACUCGACCUCCGGUUUAGAACCAGUCUCAUUGACCACCUGACAGAUCAUCAGCGACCUACGACCUAACGCUCUGUUGGGAAUCUACACAAAUCGUGCCGACAGCGAUGGAGGUGUCUAUGCAGCUGUAUGCGUUGCUGCUGAGUGGAGCGGUCCUCCUGUCACUCGUCCUGUUGACUGGCCUGUGUCUUCGCUGCAGAAGACACAACCUGCCUACAUCCAUUCAGCAGCGUUACAGUGAGGAUUACACUCAGCAAUAUCCGUGCGAGGUAUCAACUUCUACCAACGCUCUAAUUUCUUCCCCACUCAGCACACCAGGAUUCGGCUUGGCCCACCCACCAUACAACCCCUCUUCAGCCACAAUCUGGGGUGCUCCCCCUUCCAGCCUCCUUUCACCCAUUUCACCACAGAUCGUUCUGAGACCGAACUCUGUCACCCCAACUGAAAAUGAGAGUAAUGACGGCUAUGAGAGUCCAGGAGAAGAGUAUGUGAACGAGGUGAUGGAUGACUAUGAACCAGGAUCAGGCUACCUAAUAGUGUUACCAUCAGAUCUUCCUGGGACUGAGUCUCUGCGUCAUUCCAACCAAUGUCUCAUCUCCAAAAGCUCCCAAAGCACAGAAAACAGUGGCGCGGUUGGCAAUAUGAAAAUCAAUAUGAACGUCGACGUGGAAAAGAGUGAUGACAGUGAUGAUGGCAGCAACGACUAUGUCAAUACUAAAGGAAGCAAUGAUGCAGAGGUCAAUGUCGACGUGGGAAAGAGUGAUGACAGUGAUGAAGGCAGCAAUGACUAUGUCAAUACUAAAGAAAAUGGUGGCGCAGAGGGCAAUAUGAAUGUCGUUGUGGAAAAGAGCGAUGACAGUGAUGACGAAGGCAACGACUAUGUCAAUACUAAAGACAUGUGAAGCCUCCCCAUCACGAAGCAGAUUCUGACGGGGAGGGAAUUGAGUCGAUCGACUGCUGGAUUUAUCAUGAGGGAAACCUACACAGCGUAACUAACAUCUACAUAGGGGUUCUGCAAUAUGGACAAGAGCACUGUGCAACUCACUGUUGUGGCUGAUGAAAUACUUCAAAAGACCUUAACCUCAUCCACCAGCUGUCUCUGAACUAUGCGGUAAUAAUUUAGGGAGAACAUGUUAAGUUUUAUUGUAUGGUGUAGGGCAAAUGUCUUCGAACACAUCUCUUGGUGCCCCAGCUGCAACCAUAAUGUAACAUUUUUAAGCUCUUUCCUGACUAUUGAAGCGAAAGGAUGACAGUGGGGAAAAGAGGUGGGUUCAAAUCUGCCCUACAACACCAUGUCGACGCCGCUGCAUUAUUGUUUUCAAUGUAUGGAUUUGCUGACGACUCCUGAGAAUGUUUGUUCUAGUUGAAUAAUUUUCUAAACUGUAUUUCUUAUUACUGUGGAUUCAAAUCUGGUUUGGAUUUUUUUUGUUAAUAUAAGAAAUGCUUUGCCAUAAUCUAUAGCCCUAUGCGGACAGGAUAAAUUUUACUGGGUGAGCUCAGUUAAUGUAAUGUGCACAAAUCACCACAUCCAUAGAUUUUCCCAUCCAAAUCUGCCAUUUCUUAAAUUAUCCCAUCCAAGGUUUUGGCUAGCUCCCAGGUCCUCUGAUAACUUAUCCUGUCAUCCCUGUGUUGAGGGAUAUUAGAGUAACAGGUGCUGCACCCAGUUUGGGAAAGAAUAUGAACCAAUCGCUGCUUAAAAAUAUGCUUUGGAUGUAACUUACAGAUGAAUGAACUUUUGUCACAUCAACUGUCUUAGUGCCAUACUUCUUUUAAAAGAUGAAGUGGAAAAUAUUGUGCCAAUGAAUUGAUAAAUAUGUUACUGAUCAUGGUUCUUGACUUUCUAUACACUGAAAGCCAUUAGGUCAAUAUUAGGCUAUCCCGAGACGUGGGAAGGCCUCCAGGCUUCCAUCAUGAGGAAGGGAAAAAAAAGAAUUAGGGGCAGUUUAGAAAAACGGACAAGCUGGAUACUAAUUACAUAUCCAACGUUCUAUAGUAAUACUAGUCCUGUGCGGGUAGGGCUUAUGAACCAUUGUGUGAUGUUUUCUGAAUGAAUUGAAGCUGAAAUGGGUGGCAUAUAGUUCACAUCAGUAAUGAUCAUUCACAAAUGCUUGUUUGUUAUAUAUACUGCUCAAAAAAAUAAAGGGAACACUUAA
Oncorhynchus masou masou (cherry salmon) is the source of this 2403-nucleotide messenger RNA. RefSeq lists its product as uncharacterized. Lineage: Eukaryota; Metazoa; Chordata; Actinopteri; Salmoniformes; Salmonidae. The record is from RefSeq and is a predicted model, not a curated record. The transcript has 13 exons. Bases 358 to 1152 code for a protein of 264 amino acids.